GGGCUGCAGAACGUGACACAGACAGAGAGCAGCAGCUGUAGAGACAAACACAGACAGACAGGCAGGCAGCGGACCUGAAACUUAGGAGACACACUUCACCUUCACACACACACACACACGCACAGACAGAUUUGCUUACACACACUGAGGCGGCAGCAGCAUGUUUCAGCGGAGGCUUCCCCAGGCGGCGUGUGUGCUGUCAGUCUGCCUGUGUGUGGCUCUCGCCUAUGAGGAUGAUAUCGAGGUCAACUACGCUGACCCCUACUACAACGAAAUCACAGAGGGAGACGCGCCAGAACCAACCACGCAGAGUCCGGCACCCUGCGAUCCUCAAGACCUGACCAAGUGGGACAAGCUCUUCUCAAUGAUGGAGAACAGUCAAAUGAGGGAAAACAUGCUGCUUCAGUACGCGGACGACAUCAUCAAGGUGGAGAUUGGGUCACUGCGCAAUGAAAUGUUAAGGUUCGUGGUGCAGUAUGGAGGCUCCUGCGGGGCUGCAGUGGAGACAGCAGGGAGACAGAUGGCCAUGCAGCUGGAGGACCGUGUCAAAGCAACUCUUGAGCGCCUGAAAAUCAGAGAUCAGCUCUCCGCUGCUGAUAGUGGUUCUUCAAGGAGCUCCGGCGACCUCGAGUCGACGCUGCAGCAGCUCCUCGUCGCAACGCGAGCACAGGCCUCCCGACUCGCCAAGCUGGAGACCAGCUGUCUGACUGGCCCAGGAGCUGCGGCGGGGGUGAAUGGCAAGGCGAGAAUUCAGCUUCCGGGGAACAUCGAGCAAGAGGUCACAACUCGAGGCGCCACUUUAGACGGGCUGCUGGCUGCACUGCAAGACGUCCGGGAGGAGCUGAAGGAGGUGACGAGAUGGACCAGGCAAAGAAAACUUCCUGCAGGUUGUGAGAUGGCGCUCCUUUUCCCCAUGCGCUCCCGCCGCAUAUACACAUCGGUCAUACCGGAAGCUCCUCUCUCCCUGUCCUCCUUCACCGUCUGCAUGUGGGUGAAGCCAUCCGCCGUCAGUAACAAGACCGUGCUGUUCUCCUACGGAAACCACCGCAACCCGUAUGAGAUCCAGCUGCUGCUCGGCCAGAACUCCGCUCUCUUCACCGUCGGAGGAGAGGCUCACCUGGUGGAGGCACAGGGCGUGGUGAGCCCGGGUCAGUGGAUCCACCUGUGUGGGGCCUGGUCCUCCGAUCAGGGCCUGGCAACUCUUUGGGCCGAUGGUAAAAAGGUGGCGUCCACGCCUGGGGUGGCCGAGGGGCACGUGGUCCCGGCGGGGGGUUUGCUCCAGCUGGGGCAGGAGAAAAAUGGCUGCUGCCCCUCGUCUCUGAGCGGGUUCGAGGCGGGGUUCGAUCCCAAGCUGGCGUUUGCGGGUAAGAUGGCGGGGGUGAACCUGUGGGACAGGGUGCUCCCAGAGGAGGAGAUCUCUCAGAUGGCCUUGUGGGAAGGUCACGGCUGCAAUCAAAGGGGGAGCCUGGUGGCGUGGGGCUUGACGGAGAUGGUGCCACACGGAGGCGCUCAGUUCACCUUCUGAUCCUCAUCACGAGCAUCCUCAGCAUGGUGAUAAGACUUCAUACUAAAACUGAAGAGACUUACAGUUGAUCCUAUCGUCUUUGUUUUUACAGUUUCGUGUCUUAUUAAAAUGUGCCUUUUUUUCAUCGUCUUCACUGUUAUUGUUAUUACGGAUGCUAAUGCUGCAAUGAACUCCGCUGAACUUGUUCAGAUGAGAGAAAGCCAAUGCUGUGAGAGACUGAAGUUUAUUUUUGUAACAUCAUCGCCUUUUGAACACGAACACACACACAUGCACACAUGCAUUCAGUUUCUGUAUUGUAGCAGAAAAACGUGCUGCAAACAGCAUUUACCAAAGACUUAAUUAGAGUGCAAGACAAAGAGUUUGUUGUCAAAGCAAACGAGUCCGGAGCCAGUAAGCGGAGUAAUCACCCGACAAGACCAGCAGAAGGGGUAAAUAUGAGGUCAAACAAUUACACGGGAUUAUCACACAGACAGAGGAGUUUCCCCAUUUUACUGUAGCAUUUGUAAGGAAAUGGAAAAUGCAGUUAAUCAGACUAACAGUGGAAACCCUGCGUCAAAAUAAAACAAGAGUUUGAUUUCCUACUCAUUUUGUUUUGUGGGUACAGUUGUAAGCCAUCUAUUCGUACUACAAAUUGGAUGAAAGGUACCAGUCCUGUAUGAUAUUAGUAUGAGCUGAUAUGUCUGAAACAACAUAUCACGUA
Molecule: messenger RNA, 2225 nt
Organism: Salarias fasciatus (jewelled blenny)
Lineage: Eukaryota; Metazoa; Chordata; Actinopteri; Blenniiformes; Blenniidae
Gene: ptx3a
Product: pentraxin 3, long a
Exons: 4
Coding region: 161-1525 (454 amino acids)
Biological process (GO): innate immune response
Molecular function (GO): complement component C1q complex binding
Source: RefSeq, a predicted model, not a curated record